Molecule: messenger RNA, 2302 nt
Organism: Helianthus annuus (common sunflower)
Lineage: Eukaryota; Viridiplantae; Streptophyta; Magnoliopsida; Asterales; Asteraceae
Product: jasmonoyl--L-amino acid synthetase JAR4
Exons: 5
Coding region: 370-2112 (580 amino acids)
Cellular component (GO): cytoplasm
Molecular function (GO): acid-amino acid ligase activity
Source: RefSeq, a predicted model, not a curated record
UAUGUGUGUGUAUAGUACACCACCAUACCAUUGUGUUCUUUUAUUAGUGUUUGUUUGCUUUUAACUUUUACAUGUUUAUGGGAUGAAAAUCCCAAAUCAAUACUCUGUUCUUGUAGCUGUGGGUGUAGUUGUGCAUAUUAGAAUAAUAUAAAUGAAUCAAAUUCACCAAACACCUCACCAUUCUUGUCUUUUUCUCUCUCUCUCUCUCUAGAAAAAUCUCUUUUUCCAGAUCAAGAACCUUCCUUUGGUCAAUUCUUUGAGACCCACAAGAUUUUAACCAUUUACUACCAUUCUUUAUCACUCUAUAUAAAACACUCUGUGUGUUUCUUGAUCAUCAUCAUCAUCAUCAUCAUCAUCUCAAUUGCAAUUAUGUUGGAGGCUGAAAAAAGAUUUGAUCCUGAAGAAGUGAUAGCAGAAUUUGAAGCUUUGACCAAAGAUGCUAAGAGGGUUCAAGUUGAAACUUUAAAGAAAAUCUUGGAAGAAAAUAGUGAAGCAGAAUAUUUAAAAAAAUGGGGUCUUGAUGGUAAAACUGACCCUGAAAGUUACUGCUCUUGUGUCCCUCUUGUUACCCACAAGGAUCUUGAGCCUUUAAUUCAACAAAUUGCUGAUGGUUCACCUCACCCUAUUCUCACUGUCAAGCCAAUUACCACUAUUACAUUAAGUUCUGGGACUACUCAAGGGAAGAGAAAGUUUGUACCUUUCAAUGAUGAAUUGACCGAAAAUACAAUGCAGAUUUAUCGAACCUCUUACGCUUUCAGAAACAGGGAAUUUCCAAUUGGAAAUGGGAAAGCUUUGAGCUUUAUUUACGGAAGCAAACAGUUCAAGACAAAAGGCGGUUUGCUAGCAGGCACUGCAACAACCAACGUAUACCGUAGCGAACAAUUCAAGAAAACAAUGAAGGAUAUGCAGACCCCAUGUUGUAGCCCUGAUGAAGUCAUUUUCGGGCCUGAUUUUCAACAAUCUUUAUACUGUCAUCUUCUUUGCGGGCUCAUUUUUCGCAACGAAAUUCAGGUUAUAUCGUCAACUUUUGCCCAUAGCAUCGUUCAUUCAUUUAGGAGCUUUGAGCUAGUCUGGGAGGAAUUAUGUUCCGACAUAAAAACCGGAACGUUAUCUGCGCGGAUCACUGAUCCAACGAUCAGAACUGCGAUGGCCAAGAUGCUGAAACCGGACCCUGAGUUAGCCGACAAGAUUCAUGAAAAAUGUUCAAGUUUGACCAACUGGUAUGGAUUAAUCGAGGAGUUGUUCCCUAAUGUAAAAUACAUUUACGGGAUCAUGACUGGAUCGAUGGAACCUUAUUUGAAAAAACUAAGACACUAUGCGGGUGGAAUACCGUUGUUGAGUGCAGAUUACGGGUCUUCUGAAGGGUGGAUUGGCGCAAAUGUGAACCCGACCCGCCCGCCUGAAAUGGCAACUUUUGCUGUGCUUCCCAAUAUUGGGUACUUUGAGUUCAUACCGUUGAGAGAGAUUGGUAGUCCCGAGUCUGCAUUGGUCCGGGUCGAGCCAAGACCCGUGGGUUUGACCGAUGUUGAGGUUGGUGAAGAGUAUGAGGUUGUUGUCACCAGUUUUGCAGGUUUGUAUCGUUACAGGCUCGGUGACGUUGUUAAGGUUGUCGGGUUCCACAACUCGACCCCAGAACUCCAAUUCGUUUGCAGAAGAAACCUAAUGCCGACAAUCAACAUAGACAAGAACACCGAGAAAGAUUUACAGUUAUCGGUCGAAGCAGCAGCUAAACUAUUGACAGCCGAAAAACUCGAAGUGGUUGACUUUACGAGUCAGGUUGACCUCUCGUCAGAGCCGGGACACUAUGUAAUCUUUUGGGAGGUAAGCGGUGACGCAAGCGACGAAAUACUUCAAGACUGUUGCAAUUGUUUAGACUCCACAUUUGUUGAUGCCGGUUAUGUGAGUUCACGAAAAGUCCAAGCUAUUGGACCCUUGGAGCUCAAAGUUUUGAAAAAGGGGUCAUUUCAAAAGAUUUUGGACCACUAUGUUGGGUUGGGGUCCACUUUGAACCAGUUCAAGACACCAAGAUGUGUGGGCCCUGUUAACCAGACCGUUUUGAACAUUCUUUGCAAUAACGUUGUAAAGAGUUACAUUAGUGGUGCUUUUGGUUAAGGUUGUUGGGGUUGGAAGUAGGGGUAUGUUUGUAAUUGUGUGUAUUGUAGCAUUGUAGUUUGCAUAUAUGUUAAAAAGGGCUUGAAAUAAUGUACUUUCGUUGUGUAAAAUUCCCAUACACAAAUUUAUAGUGUAACAUAUAAACAGGUAUAUUGUUUUGAUAUAUUUUAUAGUGUAUCUUUUUGAGAUA